CACCAGCACCACCCCCGACGCCAUCACUGCCACCGCCGCCGCGUCCGCCUCCACCACCGCCACAAGAUGGCCCCCAUCACCCUCCCCCCGUCAUUCUACAACUCCUUCUGGUCCGCCGACUACAGACACGGCCUUCAGAAGCUGUUCGACAAUCUUGAGCAGGGAUGUCUCGAGAAUGAAGAUAUAACUGCUUUCGUAGAGUCCCAAGUACGCGCCCAUCAGAGCCUGGCUAAUGGUCUCCUCCACCCUCCGCCUUCGGUCAGCUCUCCCGACUCUGUAACCUCCCUCUCCCACUCUCUCCUCUCUCUCAAAGGUGCUUCGGUCGGCCGUGGCGAAGCCCAUCUCGGCCUUGCCCAAGAGCUCGAAGAGCGAGUCCUCUUGGCAUGGAAGGGCUGGGUCGAGAGGCACAGCGUGAGAAUCAAAGAGGCCAAGGGAGAUAUGCUUGGGAAAGGCGGUAUCAUUGCUGCUUGGGAAAAGGACGUGCAAAAGCUGGAAACCUUGAAAAAGGCAUACCUGACAAAGUCUCGCGCGGCAGAUGAUAGCGAAGACGACGCCAAGUUUGCCCCUGCGCCAGCCAACAAUGCCAUGUCCCCUCCGCUCGACAAUUACACAUCGUCCCCCAAGACGACCCCGUCCAAACUCUCUGGGGCCAACCUCCGCCGCGCUGGGACCGUCGCAGACCGGAUAUCCGAGAAGCUUCGUGCCGCGUCCGUCAGCAGCGGUUCCAGCGUCGCGCCGUCUUCGCCUUCUCGACACCACAAUACCUACUCGGUAGACGGCAAGGUCUUGCCGCCUCCUCCGAGCCCUCUCAAAACAGAAGAUUUGACUUCCAGUGGCGGUCCCGAGAGUCCUUCCAGUCCGCGAGAGGAAAGAUUCACGCCGCCAGUCCACCCUGAUGGCAAGCCUGCCGGUUCUGCUGCGGACAAUCACGUCUCUCAUGAUGACUCGAUCCUCCUCUCCGGCUUGUCCCUGACCCAGCAAGGGCUCAAAGACAUUCUCAAACAACUCGACCUCUACCUCCUGACCCACCCCGCGCCCAACGCCGAAUCUCCCCUGACCCCAUCUACAAAGUCCAACGCCGCCCUCGCCAGCCGUCAGCGCAGCACCUUCCUCGGUGUCUACGAAAAGACAUUCAGCGGCGCCGAGGUCGUCGAGUGGCUUACCAACACCGUCGAAGGCUUCGGGGGCGAGUGGGAUAGGUGCGAGGAUGCGGCGACGGAGCUGCACAAGAUGGGAUUUUUCAGCAGGAUCGGGGUUGGAAGAGGGUUUGAUGCAGGGGAUGACACGUACUUUAUCCUCAAGAUCAAUGGUCCGGAGACUACGUCCCAGCUCCCGCUCGGGAUCAACUCACCCCUCUCCCCCGCGGCAGCCACCAACGCCAUCCCCAGCCUGUUCAAGCAAUACCAAUCCUACCUUCCCGCCUCGCUUGCCAACAGCGACGAGCCGAUCCACGUGCGCCUCCGCCGCGAAGCCACCAAAGCGGACGAAGCGUACCGCGAGGGCGUGUGGAGUGCCGAGGACAAGCGUCUCGAGAUGGAAGAACGUAUCGAGCGCGGACUGCGUAUCUGGGAGCGCUGGGAACGCGAACGUCUCGCCGCAGUCAAGCAGGUCCUCAAAGAAUACGAACAUACCCUCGCCAAACUCCCUAGCCGUCUCGCCAAUAUCCAACAAUCCACCGCCCUUUCCGUCGAAGCGUUCAACCCCGACACUGACCUCAAAGCGCUCAUUGAGGGUAACCGCACAGGACCGUUCAGGCCACAGGCGUAUGUCUAUGAGAGUUUGGAGAGUGAUUUGCCGGAUGUCAAUUUUGGGAUCGAUCUGAGGAGGUGGAGUGGGGAGCGGGGGUGGAAGAGUUUGGUGGGGGCGAGUACGAAGAGGAGUAAGGGCGCGAUUCCAGAGGUGCUGGAGGCGAUGUUGAGGGCGUUGAACGAGAUGUACGAGGACCUCUCUGAAGAAGAACGCCGUCGAGGAUGGAUUUACGAAGUCCCUCUGACCGAAACGCACAUGCUUCGCAAUGCCAUCAACAAUCCUCAGAUCGCCAUCGAUGAUAUCGUCAGCAUUGUGAAAAAGUUUAACGUGCCAGUGGCAGCGGGGACGGUCAAGCUAUUCUUGUUGGAACUGAACCCGCCGGUGAUGGGUUGGGAAGGAUGGGAGGAUGCAAAGGCGGUCUACCCUGCUAUUGGCGCGGAUCAGGAGGUGGACAUGACUAGUGGGGUGUCGAGUGUCUUGGGCAGGCUACCGGCGUCGCAUGUGUAUGCUCUGAAUGCUGUCAUCAAGCAUUUUAGAGAUCUUGUGGAUAACACAAAGUCGAACGAGCCCAAUGAGGUUUACGUGACCAAGUUGGCAUUGAGUGUUGGAAGGACCAUCCUCCGACCUCAACACGAAUCCCACCUCACUAUCGGCGACCGCACCCCCUCACUCUUCCUCGCCGACCUCAUCAACCACUACCCCGCCCUCUUCCCUCCCCUGCUGCACAAACUCAAAACCGAAUCCGCCGAGCGCCCGAUGCCCGUCAAGAAACGCACAGCGCUCGUGGACCAGCGCAUCUCGAGGAGCAGCUUGGGGAGCGACCAGGAUCCGGGGCAUUUGAUGGAGUUGCAGAGGGCGCAGAUGAGGUCUGUGAGCCCGGCGCCGGGGGCGGGGGCGGGGGCAGGGGCGGGGGCAAGGCCGAAAGAUCUGCCGCCGGUGCAUAUCCCUGCGGUGCAAGCGGGUUCGCCGUUCUCGGUACCUGCGCCUCCGCCCAAGCCUGAACCGAGCACGCCGACGCCGCCGCUGUCCAGUAAGCCUGCUGCCAACCCUGUAUCGGCGCUGGGCCUCGGGACGCCUAUUGCGGCUAAGCAAAAGCAGGGACCUGCGGCGGCGGAUAGCGAUGAGGAUGAGCCGCUUGUGCCGCCGAGCUUUAAUAAAGGUAAAGCCCCUGCGGCCAAGCUUCCUCUUGGUGCUCGACGCGGUACGCAUGAUGGAGAGGAAAAGCCAUUCGUCCCUCCCGUGGUCCCUUCUGCUGAAAAGGCGCCUGUACGAGCUGCUGCUCAGCGCGCGUCUAGGGGUAGUGAUGAGGAUGAGCCAUUCGUCCCUCCUGUGACUACCAAAGCACCUGCUCAGCGUGUCCCUGUUCAGCGUGAUGCCCAGGGGAGCGACGAAGAUGAGCCAUUCGUCCCUCCUGUGACUACCAAAGCGCCUGCUCAGCGCGUCCCUGUUCAGCGUGAUGCCCAGGGGAGCGAUGAAGAUGAACCAUUCAUCCCGCCCGUCCCGGCCCAAGCUGCCAAACCCUCCAUCUCUUCCCGAACCCCCGUCCGUCCCACGGCACAGGAAAGCGACGAAGACGAACCCUUCAUCCCUCCUACCGUGGCCACCCAAGCUCCUACGCCCCAGCGCAUCUCGACGCAUUCCGCGAGGUCUGGUAGUCGCGAUACCUCCCGCGCGGCGAGUCCUGCGCCUCUUUCAGCCGUAUCGGGGGUGUCAAAGACAGAGGACGAUGGUGUGCAGGGCGGUACGCUGAAGAGAGGUGCUUCGAGCGAUACGUCCAGGCUGCGAGGGCCGAGGGCUGCUCGAGGACCAAGGCCGGCACCGGGGUCGGGGUCGAUCUCGUCGAAGGGCGGCGGGGAGAGGCCGGAGAGUCCUGCGGGGGUGACGAGUCCGAUAGGAGAGGGCGCGGCGGGGUUGAGGAAGGUUGGGACGAGGCCGUUGAGUGGGGCGGGGAGUAGGCCGGGGACGCCGGGGACUCCUGGGGCUGGGGAGAGGCCUACAAGCAAGUAUGGGCAUAGCACGAGAAGCUCUGUGAGCGCUGCUAUCGCCAAGUUUGAACAAAAGUAAGGAAUGCCUGGGGUUGGACUUGAGGGGUUUGUGAGAUCGUGAAAUACAUGUUUGCAGGGUCUUACUUUUGGAGAAUGCUUUCACGAUUUACUUUACAUGUGUCUAUUUUGUAUGCAAGGGGCGUCUUUCUCGGUCUCUCUGGCUCUCUGCUUUUCGAGUGGCUGUGGCGAAGCGCGACAUUCCCAUAGCACGAAAGCCAAGCACGAUAUGAGCCCCAGGACAUGCCGCUGCGCUCGCGGCAUACGGCUAGG
Cryptococcus amylolentus CBS 6039 is the source of this 4064-nucleotide messenger RNA. RefSeq lists its product as hypothetical. Gene Ontology annotation, biological process: small GTPase-mediated signal transduction; cytoskeleton organization. Gene Ontology annotation, cellular component: cytoplasm; cell division site; division septum. The transcript has 8 exons. The coding region runs from base 67 to 3813 and encodes 1248 amino acids. Lineage: Eukaryota; Fungi; Basidiomycota; Tremellomycetes; Tremellales; Cryptococcaceae. Gene Ontology annotation, molecular function: GTPase activator activity. The record is from RefSeq and is a predicted model, not a curated record.